AUGGCCGGUAAAUUUGCCGUCAAGUCUUUGGACCAUCUAGUCCUCACGGUCCGGAACAUUCCCAAGACCGUGGCCUGGUAUACGAACUACCUCGGCAUGCGGCACGAAGUGUUUACAUCGCCAACGAACCAGUCCGUUCAAAGACAUGCCCUUAUUUUUGGUUCUCAGAAAAUUAAUCUCCACCAAUCGGGCAAAGAAUUCGAGCCCAAGGCUCAAGACGUUCAACCAGGAAGUGCGGACUUGUGCUUUUUGACUGAUCAAGACGUGGAAAAAGUUUUGGAAGCCUUUCAAGAAGCUAGAGUUGAGGUUCUGGAAGGCGCUCAAGUUGUAGAGAGAACCGGAGCUGUUGGGAAAAUCCGAAGCGUAUAUGUGAGAGACCCUGAUGGGAAUCUCAUUGAGGUUUCGAACUAUGUAUGA
Molecule: messenger RNA, 417 nt
Organism: Penicillium soppii
Lineage: Eukaryota; Fungi; Ascomycota; Eurotiomycetes; Eurotiales; Aspergillaceae
Product: VOC family protein
Exons: 4
Coding region: 1-417 (138 amino acids)
Source: RefSeq, a predicted model, not a curated record